GCUUGGUCUUGUGUGUUUUUGCUGAUUGAUGUGAUAUGGGUGUGGUGUGGACGGACUCCUUGAGGCUAGCCUUUGGUGGGGUUGCCGCCGGCGCCGGAUAGUGUGGACCGGCGUGAGUUUAAGGUUUGAUAUGACAGGCCACUCUCUCUCCGCAGUUCUGGGAAUGGCACCACGUCCCUCGUGAUUGACUUUUUAUAUUCGAUGGGGGUGAGGUUUACGUAGUGGCGGCGGGGUAGGUCUUGCUAGGUAGGUGGAGGGUUCUUUUCUUCUUUUUUCUUCUGUUUGUUGUUGUCGUCUGUAUGCGAAUUGCAGCGGCUUUUCAAUUAUUGUCGAGGUCUUUGUCAGACUUCCACGUCUGUGGGCUCGAGCUCUACUCUCAAUAGCGGGGUACGGGCAUUGGUCUCCUAGGCUCGUUGCAAGUCAAUCUUCAGUUUACAAUCCAAAGAUCGCUGCGAGCAAAACCAGGAUCCAAAAUCGAAAAGUUGCUUCUAAGCUUCUGAGCCAGACGAACUACCAUCCAAUCCUCCAAGCUCAACGGCAAGAGUUCAGACUUUCAGAACCUCAAGCUCUCAGAAACCCAACCUCUCGCAAACUCAUUCAAACCCUCAAGCUCUCAAAAACUCACUCAAACCCUCAAUCUCUCAAACCAACCAACCAACCUCCCAAACCCUCACAACAAACAACAAUGCCCCAGUCCUACACCACCUUCCUCUCCACCUCCUCCUCCCUUCCCCCCGACCGAAGCGACAUCUUCGACCACAAAAACCACAUCCACGUCCCCCCCCAUGUCAUCCUCGACUGCCCCGCCUACACCGUUGAUGACAGAUUUGGAACUUGUUUUCGGUUGAAGGAGGUGGAGGGGGAAUGGGGAAGAGAACGCAUUGGGGGGGGAGGGGUGACGAAGGGUGAUGUACUUGGGAUUGGAGUGGUGCUCGGGAUGGUUGUGGUUGCGUGGGCGGUGGUGGGGAUUCUGGGGUGGGUGCUGGGACGGAGGAGGGGGAGGAGGGAUAGGGAGGGGAGGGGGUGGAAGAGGAGGAAGGGGGAGAAGGGGGGGAGGAGGGGGGGAAUGUGGAGAGCGAUGGAGGAAGGGGGGGUGAGGGGGGUGGUUGUUGGAGCGGGGGGAGAUAUUUUUGUGGUGAAGUCUUAG
Molecule: messenger RNA, 1147 nt
Organism: Pseudogymnoascus verrucosus
Lineage: Eukaryota; Fungi; Ascomycota; Leotiomycetes; Thelebolales; Thelebolaceae
Exons: 1
Coding region: 686-1147 (153 amino acids)
Source: RefSeq, a predicted model, not a curated record